GGAGGAGGAUACGAGAGAGGCUCUCUCACAGAAACGGCUGUAGAGCUUCAUUCAGCAUCAGCACAACGAAGCCAACACACGCGCGCGCGCGCACAUACACACGCCACACUGCUGAACGCACACGCACAUACACGCGAGCGGAGUGAUCGGCAAUGAACUGAGCCAAACUCGGACAGUGACUGGAGAGAAAUUAUCCCGGGAGAAAAAAAAAGGGGAGAGGGAGAAAAGUUGGGAGUGAGGAGAGAAAGCCACGUUCCCGAUGCUGUGAACGCGCGCCGGAUCCGCGGAGAGACUGAAAGCUGGCGCUUCACUUUCCUCUCAGCCGCGCGCUGAUUUCUCUCCGCUGGAGAGGUUCUGAGAGUUGACUGGUCCAGCGCAGAGAGCUUUCAGCUUUGAGGACUUUUUUCGAGCAGGAGGGACGCUUUGGGAAAGAUGCUGGCGUUUGCCAUCGCGCUGUGCCUUUGGGGAGCAGUGGCUGAAGCAGCUUACUUUUCCCAGCAGCCCCAGGACAAGGUAGUGGUGGCUGGUCAGUCAGUGACGCUGCCCUGUGUCAUCGUGGGAUAUCGAGGCAUGGUCCAGUGGACCAAAGAUGGGCUAGCACUUGGUGGAGAAAGAGAUCUGCCAGGCUGGGCACGUUACUCUCUACUGGGAGAUCCGGCAUCAGGAGAGCACAGCUUGGUGAUCGAAUCGGCAGAGCUGGGGGACGACGCGGUCUACGAGUGUCAGGCCACCCAAGCGGGUCUGCGCUCUCACCGGGCCAAGCUCACCGUUCUGGUGCCACCGUCGGACCCUGUUGUUGAGGGAGGCCCCGUGGUGCGGUUGAAGGCUCACACGCCCCAUAACCUGACUUGCCGGGCCUCUGGAGCCAAGCCUGCUGCAGAAAUCACCUGGUACCGGGACGGAGAGGUCAUGCACUCUGCCAUCUAUUCUAAGUCUCUGAUGGAGGAUGGGAAGAGAGAGACAGCAGUCAGUUUGUUACCGAUGGUGCCUGAGGACCGCGACUCUGGACGAACCUACACCUGCAGAGUCCUUAACCCGGCCGCACCCGCUGGACGCCAAACCUCCGUCACCAUCAAUGUUCAACAUCCACCCUCAGUGACUCUGUCCGUCCAGCCCCAGACUGUGAUGGAGGGAGCUAAAGUGUUAUUCAUCUGCUCUGCCUCGGCCAACCCAGAGAUCACUGGCUACAGGUGGUCCAAAGGCGGCAUCCCUAUCUCCGAGGCUAAUGGGGACAGUCUGGAGGUGACUGUCGAUCACUCCUACUUCACUGACCCUGUAUCCUGUGAGGUGUCCAACUCUGUGGGCAGCACCAAUGUCAGCACACUGGUGGACGUACAAUUUGGGCCCAGGUUGUUAUCCGAGCCCAAGCCCCUGACAGUGGACACAGGUAUGGAUGCUGCGUUCACCUGCGCCUGGACUGGAAACCCCCCUCUAACUCUGGCCUGGACUAAACAAGGAUCUAGUGUGGUUCUCAGCAAUGGAAACACACUCCAGCUAAAGGCAGUUACUCAGGAAGACGCUGGGCUGUACACCUGCAAAGCCAUCGUGCCCAGGAUUGGUGUCGCCGAAAGAGACGUCACCCUCACUGUCAACGGUCCCCCCAUCAUUACGGCUGAUGCCACUCAGCAGGCUGUAAAACAUUCGAAAGGGAAGCUCGAGUGUUUGGUGGGGAGCAGCCCCCCGCCAGACAAGAUCAUGUGGACAUUCGGGGACAUGAGUUUGUCAUCCGGCUCUUCUGGACGUUUCUCCGUUCAGACGGUCAACAGCGAUCAUGGCGUCGUGUCCUCACUCAUCCUGUCUGAGACGCUGGCCCAGGACUUCCAGCUGCGAUACAACUGCACGGCCUGGAACCGCUUCGGAACAGGCACAGCGCUGGUCACCCUCAAAGAACAAGAGGCUCUCCCCAUGCUGAUCAUCAUCGGUGCUUCAGUUGCAGGCGGCUGCGUCUUCAUCGUCGUCAUCACCCUGGUGUCCGUCUGCUGCCGCCACACAGCCAAAGGUAAAAAAGGGACACGUCUGUCCAAGAGCGACAUCCGUGUGCAAAUCGUGCACAGUGACCACAAUGCUGCCCGUGGAAAUGACGAUGAGGAGGAUGUGAAGGAGCCGAUGGCUCCCAACAGCAGUGAGUCUCCAGGGACGUCCCGCACUGAGCACAGCGAUCUACUAGAGGAGGAAGAUGAUGAGAGAUCAGAUAUCAAGGACCCUACUAAUGGCUACUACAACGUUAGAGGCCACGAGGACCGCCACAUCACCCGCAGUGGCUUCUCUGAGUACGUCCCCAACUCUAGGCCGGUUUACACACCAUCCCAGCUGCCCUCCCCCAGCCCACUGUAUGGCCAGCAGGCCAAUGCGCAGACCCGCAUCUACGACUUCUCCAACCGAUACGCCACCACCCCAGGAACACGCAGCACCUACGAGCAACAACCACAGCAACAAACGCAACAGCAGCAGGCCACACCCACCAUUUACCCACAAGAGCCCCUGUAUUCAGGCUCCGGCUACCUUCCCUCCACUUAUGGCCGUGCCUUCACCAGCUAUGUCAAACCAGCCUCCUACGAGAAGGUGGAUGGCUACGAGAACUCGGACGAAGCCAGCAAAGUGUCCAGCUCAUCCCGCUUCUCCUAUGCAUCCUCGCAGGUUUCCUCACAGCAGUCCGACUACGGACGCCCAUCCCAGCAGCGCAUGCAGACUCACGUGUGAACAAAGCAGUGGAAAAGGAGACUUACCCAUGGCAUGGCACGUUCAACCAGAGAAGGCUCUGGAAUUGGAAUUGGAAUUGACUUGGAAUUCUCCCUCCUCCAAACUCUUUUUCAGAAAGAAAGAUUGUUGGGUCGAUUUGAAUGGGGCAGUGAGGUCAAAAGCUGUCCCUUGGUUGUUUGUCACUUCUUACCUGAAUGUGGAUGUUGAAGGAAACUUUCUGAGAAAGUAUAGCUCUGUUGUGUUGUUCCGUCACCUCUUGACUGCAUAAGCUAAUUUAAUUGUGUUUAGCCUCGUCUACUAGCUAAACUUCUGGUGAACGAAUUCCAUCCUUUGUAUUUCACUCGACUUGUUGCAUUUACGCAAGGAGACACAUGAGAAUGCUACAAGCGAUCCCCCUUCUGGAUCUCAGAAGGGGUUGAUGAUGUGAUGGGACUAAUGAAAUGAACUGUUCACAAGAAAAUGUGAAACUAACCUUUGUAAAUGAGAACUUUCGUGACAUUUCGCUGGACCACAAUCAAAAAAGAAAAAGAAAAAAAAGACAAAAAAAGAGAACAGACUUACAAUUUAAAACUUAAAUAAUCCAAAAAAAUGGACAACAAUGUCUUACUUGAUGGCAUGCUGAAGGAAUUGUAAGCACAUUUGUGUGUCCAUGACAUGAGGACUACCCUCCAACAAAGGAAUUCAAGGAUAAACAGACCAGACAAGAAAGAACUAGUGGUAGUUCUGGGUCUUUUUUUCAGAAGCCUUCCGUCUGCUGUUUGUGUCAUGUUUGUUUGUGCUCUUGAGGGGCUAUUUUUGAAGAAUACAAUGAACUUGCCGGAUCGGCAAGAGAAGCGGCAAUCCGAAUGCAGUGAAUAAAGGCUAAGCGUGCAGCACUUUGGGUACAUUUCUGUCACUUCGGUGGAACAAAGAGAUUAACCUCAAAUGAAGAUGCAACCCAGACAACGAAAGAGGGUGUCAUUUUGUAACCAUUGCCCAAAAACACAGCUGCCCAUAUGAAAAUGGAACAUAUUGCAAUGUGUUGUGAGUAUAUUCCAAAAUGUAAAUAGAAUAUAUUGGAAUGUACUUUCAAUGUAUUACCUUUUUGUAUGGGUGGGUUUGGGGUUGAUUUCAAAUGUGCCUCGGCUGAGCCUAGUUGGUUGGUGGCAAUCUGCGCUCUAAAGACAAGGUGCCAUGAAGGGUUCUUUGAGCGAAGCAGUAUGAAAAGAGACUUGUGAGUGCGAGGAAACUUUUGAAGACUUAAUGUAGGGGUUCUAUACCAAUUUAAGGGUUCUUCCUAGAAACUUUAGAAUGUGUGGAGGUUCUUUAAUCCAAAAAAAGGUUUCUUCACACUCACUGCAAAAAAU
Messenger RNA from Colossoma macropomum (tambaqui), 4046 nucleotides. RefSeq names its product kirre like nephrin family adhesion molecule 3, like (gene kirrel2). The record is from RefSeq and is a predicted model, not a curated record. The transcript has 15 exons. Gene Ontology annotation, cellular component: cell-cell junction. The coding region runs from base 433 to 2700 and encodes 755 amino acids. Gene Ontology annotation, biological process: cell-cell adhesion. Lineage: Eukaryota; Metazoa; Chordata; Actinopteri; Characiformes; Serrasalmidae. Gene Ontology annotation, molecular function: cell adhesion molecule binding.